Messenger RNA from Aureobasidium subglaciale EXF-2481, 2376 nucleotides. RefSeq lists its product as uncharacterized. Lineage: Eukaryota; Fungi; Ascomycota; Dothideomycetes; Dothideales; Saccotheciaceae. Gene Ontology annotation, cellular component: membrane. Gene Ontology annotation, biological process: phosphate ion transmembrane transport. The record is from RefSeq and is a predicted model, not a curated record. The transcript is spliced from 5 exons. Bases 354 to 2237 code for a protein of 627 amino acids.
CGGAAGCCAACGUCAAGACGCUCGCGUGCUUGGCCAACAUACAGGAUGUUCCUUUUGGUCAACACGUGUUUGGAUGCUUGAACCUCAUUGUUCUGACAGUCCUUCUCCGCCAAGUGUCUCCGAUGACAUUCGCGAAGCGUUGCAUUUUGAGGUAGGUGAUGCUUUUGGGGAGGGUUUGAAUUGAUUUUUGCAGUGGCAGUGUACGCGAGUGGGUGAGUCUUGGACUUUGUUCAUAAGCAGCAGGGGACGAGAGGUAUUUCAUUCUGUCUUUCGUCUCUUGGUUAUCGUGCAUCUUCCUUACCAAUAUCUUGAAUACCGCUUGGCAUUGGCUUCGCCUGCAGAAAUCCGUCAAGAUGGUUCUUCACGAAUAUACUUAUAUCUUUGCCAUUGGUACUUUCUUUGCUCUACUUGAGGCAUACAACAAUGGUGCCAACGAUGUCGCCAACGCAUGGGCUACCAGUGUCUCCUCACGCUCGGUGUCUUACCGCCAGGCUAUGGUGCUCUGUUUAAUUUUCGAGAUGACUGGUGCGCUCGCAGUCGGUGCCAGAACCGCUUCAACUAUCAAGAACGGCAUUAUCCCCAUUGCUGCUUUCCAGGGUAAUGCCCCUGUACAACUUCUCGCCUUCACUUGCGCAGCUGCUGGUGCCGCUAUCUGGGUCAUGUGGUGUACACGACACAAUGCUCACGUCUCAUCCACCUACUCCCUCGUUUCCUCGAUUGCUGGUGUCGGUGUCGCCACUGUCGGUGUCAAGGGCGUCCAGUGGGGCUGGAACGGUGGCUCCGGUCUUGGUGCUAUUUUCGCUGGUCUCGUCAUGGCUCCUUUCAUCUCUGCUGUUUUUGGUGCUACCAUCUUCAUGCUGGUCAAGACCACUGUCCACAUGAGAGUUAACCCCGUGCCUUGGGCUGUCUACACCUCUCCUUUCUUCUUCCUCAUCGCCGGUACUAUCUGCACAUUGUCGAUCGUCUACAAGGGUUCUCCUAAGCUCGGUCUGACCAAGAAGCCUGGAUACUGGAUUGCUGGUGUCACUGUUGGCUCUGGUGUUGCUCUUGCAGUCCUCGCCGCUCUGUUCUUCGUCCCCUACGUCAAUCAGCGUGUCAUCCGCAAGGACUACACCCUGAAGUGGUAUCACAUUUUCCUUGGUCCUCUCCUGUUCACCCGUAAGGCUCCCGCUGACGCCGAGUUCGCCAUGGUUCCCAACUACGCCGUCAUGGACCAUGACGACCACUCCGAUGUUAAGGCCAAGACCUCUGCACCUCCCAGCAUCGAGAUGACUGGCAAGGGCGGUGACUCUGAGAUCACCACUGGUGAGCUUCGCCGUAGAUCCAUCCACAUCUCUGAGGAGGGUGGAAGCAGUACCGCCUCUUCGCCCGAGAUCGCCCCUCAACGCAGAAACAGCCUCACCAAUGAGAACCCCAGAGAGGCUUACGCUCGUAUGCUCAAGGAAGCUCGCGAGCAGCACCACGCCGAUCUCCGUCAAGAGCGCGGACCCCUUGGUUGGGCUAUGCGUACCAUCCACGAGAACCAGCUCGGUGCCGGUUCAAUCUACGAACUCCAUAAUAUGAAGGCUGUUCUGAAGUGUAUUCCCGCUGGUGUCGUUGUCUGUCUGAUGUACGGUCUCUACUAUGAUAUCCACAAGGCUCAGGUCGGUAUCCUCGGUACACCUGAAGGAAGACGUAUGGCCCGUGUCUACGCUCACGCUCCCCGCUACGCCAACGAGGUUGAAUACUUGUAUUCCUUCGUCCAAGUUAUCACCGCCUGCACUGCUUCCUUUGCCCAUGGAGCCAACGAUGUUGGUAAUGCUGUCGGUGUUUGGGCCGCCAUGUACGCAGCCUGGUCGUCCGGUACUGCCGCUAAGGCCAAGGAGCCUGUCCCCACUUGGCAAAUCGCUGUCGUCGCUCUUACCAUCUGUAUCGGGUUCAUCACAUAUGGCUACAACAUCAUGAAGGUCAUGGGCAACAAGAUCACCUACCACUCUCCUUCUCGUGGUUCAUCCAUGGAAAUGGGUGCUGCCAUUACCAUCCUCAUCUUCUCUCAGUACAAGCUUCCCGUUUCGACCUCCAUGUGCAUCACUGGAGCCACUGUUGGUGUCGGUCUCUGCAACGGCUCGUUCAAGGCUGUCAACUGGCAGCGUGUCGGUCUUCUGUUCAUCAGUUGGCUCGCUACUAUCCCCAUUGCAGGCUUGAUUGGAGGAGGUAUUAUGGGUCUGACGCUCAACACACCCAGCUUCAACAACUAGACCUCCGAACAAAAGGCGGCAUAAUACGAGGUCUCACUCCUUUCUCACAUUAAUACAGACACUCUUUCUUGUUAUUUAUAUAUAGAUUGCUUCUGAUUAUAUCCUACUUGCUUAUGAACAAGAAAAAAGUUCCUCCUUG